Messenger RNA from Beauveria bassiana ARSEF 2860, 1875 nucleotides. RefSeq names its product glycosyl hydrolase family 2. Lineage: Eukaryota; Fungi; Ascomycota; Sordariomycetes; Hypocreales; Cordycipitaceae. The transcript has 7 exons. The record is from RefSeq and is a predicted model, not a curated record. Gene Ontology annotation, biological process: carbohydrate metabolic process. Bases 1 to 1875 code for a protein of 624 amino acids. Gene Ontology annotation, molecular function: hydrolase activity, hydrolyzing O-glycosyl compounds.
AUGCAGCUCCAUCUCAACGUCUUGGGUAGUAUACUUGCCAUACUGCCCUCUGUGGCGUUGUCGGCGUCUCUCGACAAGCGUAGCCCUGUGCCGUACAAGGUGUUGACCCCUCCGCUCGACACUGAUUGGACGUAUAAAGUCGGGACGAAUCCUUGGCCAGAACAUCCGCGCCCUCUGCUGCAUCGCGAUAGUUGGCAGAGUCUAAAUGGAAUCUGGACCUACGAGAGCGCAGAUGGCCGCCCCACCGCUGAAGCGCUCAGCAGCCCUCCCACGGGCCAGCUUGGCAAAGAAAUCAUGAUACCAUCUUGUGUUGAGAGCGGUCUCUCCGGCGUUCAGGAAUACCCAGUCGCGCGCAUGUGGUUCACCAGGACAUUCAAGGUUUCCGACUCGUGGAAAGGCCAAAAAGUACUGCUCAAUUUUGAAGCUGUCGACUACGAAGCCACCGUGUUUCUCAACGGCGUCAAAGUCGGCCACAACGUGGGCGGCUACUUUCGCUUCACACUAGACGUGACGGAUCAUGUCAAGUAUGGCCAAGAAAAUACUCUGCUGGUGUUCGUGUACGAUCCGACAGACAUGGAGAUGGGUCCCAUUGGGAAACAAACCAGACGGCCUAGUCACAUUUUCUACCGGUCCUGCUCCGGUAUCUGGCAGCAGGUUUGGUUGGAACGUGUACCCCAAAACCAUAUCACUGGUCUUGAUGUCACAGCUGAUAUGAAUGGCAACGUUGCUUUCACUGUUCACAGUUCGGGGAAGAACGGAACGGGUGUCAAGUUGAACCUCUUUGAUAAGCAUGGCAAACAGGUCGCCUUGUCUGUCGGCACCUCUGAUACCGAAGUCAAAUUUCGACUCAAUUCUCCUAAUCUUUGGUCUCCGUCUUCGCCGUAUCUCUACAACAUCACCGUUUCGAUGGGCGAUGAUACCAUUAGCAGCUACACGGCAUUCCGCAGCAUUGCCGUUGGCAAUGUCCAGGGCAUCAAAAGGCCUCUACUCAAUGGAAAAUUCACCUUUUUGGUCGGGACUUUGGAUCAAGGCUACUGGCCCGAUGGCUUGUAUCUGCCUCCAAACCGCGAAGCCAUGGUGUAUGACUUGAAGAUGCUCAAGAGCCUUGGUUUCAACACUGUGCGCAAACAUAUAAAAGUAGAGCCGGAUCUAUUUUAUCAAGCCUGCGAUGAAAUGGGUCUUGUCGUGAUUCAGGAUAUGCCUAGUAUGUCUGCUGACGGCAGAAUGCCAAAUGCCGACGAGCAAGCCGAGUUUCGCCGCCAGCUGGGAAUCCUCAUCAAUGAGCACAAGAAUUACCCAUCAAUUCUAAUCUGGGUCAUCUACAACGAAGGCUGGGCCCAACUCAACAGGCCACCAUACCCCGAAGACGAACUGACGAGUAUGGUACGAAAAUUGGACCCGACGAGAUUGAUUGAUUCGGUCACGGGCUGGCACGACCACGGCUUUGGUGACUUUUCGGAUAACCACCACUACGCCAAUCCCCAGUGCGGCAGCCCCUUUUCGUCUCUCCCAGGCGGCCCAUACGACCCUAGCAGAAUUGGCUUCCAAGGCGAAUUCGGCGGUGUUGGACACAAUGUCACCGCUGACCACUUGUGGAAGGUUCAAAAGGCCAUUGAUGAGAUUCGCCAGACGUACGAGAUGGAUGAGAAUCUAGAAGCGUACAACUAUCGCACCGGUGUGUUGUUCGGGGAGCUCAAGGACCAGAUUGAAAUGUACGCCUGCAGUGGUGCCAUCUACACGCAGACUACCGAUGUUGAAGGCGAGCUCAACGGCCUGUAUACAUAUGAUCGCCGCAUCCUUCGCCCAAAUGUCAAGCAGUGGAGGCGGGAUAUUGGCCGUUUGUAUGCUGCCGCACGUGGACGCGGCGGUGCCUGA